CCCCACGCUGAGCUGUUUCACAGCCGGCCCUGCCCCCUCUCCAAGAUGCUGUUUUGGCACAACCAGCCGGAGCAUCUAUGGCCCAGUCCUGGGGAUCUAUACCCUGGGCCCCCCAGCAGCCUGCUCAGGGAGCCCCUGCCCUUGCCCUACUUGAAGCAGGAGGAGCUGCCCAACAUCCCUGGCACGGAGCUGCCCUGCCCCAUGUUCCAGUACGUGCUCUGUGCAGCCACCUCGCCAGCCGUGAAGCAGCAGGAGGAGACCCUCACCUACCUGAACCAGGGCCAGUCCUAUGAGGUCCGGAUGCUCUGCAGCUCCAAGCCGUGUGAUGCCACCCAGUGCCCCCAGCUGCUGAAGAUGUGCCACUGUCCGUGGGAGUGAUAGAACCCCAAGUGCUGCUCUCACAACUCAACAUGGUGGAGUUUCACUGGGACCCAACCAAGAGGACAUCUCUUUUCCUGCAGUUCACACCUCGGAAGAAAGGUGGAGAGAAAGGCAUCCCUUUCCGCCUCCAGAUCGACACCUUCAGGCCCAGUGACAAGGGGCUGCCGCUAGACCACCUGCACUCAGCUGGCUGCCUCAUCAAGGUGUUUAAGGUACAGGCAGCAAUGGGGCCCAUUUUCCUCUCUCUCAGGGCUGUCACCUGGCCUCGCCGGCUGUGUGGGUUCUAGCCCCACGUUGCUGUGGAUCCUCAGCCUGCUGUGCCCCAUCUCUUGAACUGUUUCCUUUUCUGUACACAGAGGGAUGGGGCUUGGUCUCUGUCUCACAGCCAAUCCAACAGAGCCACUGGAGAGAGGCAGGCAGGUAAAGAAAGAGUCUUUGGGCCGG
Messenger RNA from Gorilla gorilla gorilla (western lowland gorilla), 825 nucleotides. Its product is annotated as transcription factor CP2-like protein 1. Bases 46 to 378 code for a protein of 110 amino acids. NCBI's taxonomy places the organism in Eukaryota, Metazoa, Chordata, Mammalia, Primates, Hominidae. The record is from RefSeq and is a predicted model, not a curated record. Gene Ontology annotation, biological process: regulation of transcription by RNA polymerase II. The transcript has 5 exons. Gene Ontology annotation, molecular function: RNA polymerase II cis-regulatory region sequence-specific DNA binding; DNA-binding transcription activator activity, RNA polymerase II-specific. Gene Ontology annotation, cellular component: nucleus.